CUAAACAAAAACACAGAAUUUUUCAUGCGUGUUUUACGUGGAAAUUGUGUUUUAAGCUUGAAUUUUUGUUGGACAAGUAGUUCUCUGCAGAAAUAUUCAUCGAAAAAGAAUGUUGCCAAUUAUACGUAAACGUGAGCAUCGUUUGUCUGAACGUCAAAUUUCUGAUGCAAUGCAAGCAAACUAUGAUGAUGAAAUGUUAAAUGCCGAUUUUGCUGGCGAUGAAGAAAGUUCUAUUGAUGACUUCACUGACAGUGAAGAAGACUAUGAAAGCAAUUUCGAAGAAGAAUUCCAGAGUGAAAACAAGGGGAUGGAUACCGAUUUGCACAACGAAACAGAAGAAAAACCAUCAGUUGGAACUGAAUGCGAGCCGCAGCCGAUUCAGCUGAAUCCAAACCAAUCGAAAUUAAUUCCUGGUCAACAUUUCGACACGCAUUUCGAUUAUUUUGACGCAAUUUUUUCUCAACAGGUGAUGAACAUAAUUGUUCGUUUCACAAAUAUUGAAGGACAUAAGCGGAUAGCAAAUUUCAAAAAUGUCGAUGAUAUUGAAAUUCGUGCAUUUAUUGGUCUACUGUUUGCCGCCGGUGUUGAUAGAUCAAGUAAGCGGAAUUAUCGAGAAUUCUAUGGAAUUACACGAGGAAUGCCAUUGUUCCGUGCAACAUUGUCUUUGACACGUUUCAUGGAAUUACUUCGCUUUUUACGCUUUGAUGACAAAGACACGCGUUCUGAACGGCGCAAACGAGAUAAAUUGGCUCCGAUUCGGGAUUUAUUUGAACUGGUCGUACAGAACCUGGGAAAAAUGUACACGCCGGCAGAACAGGUGACUGUCGAUAAACAGUUGGUGGCGUUCAGAGGACGAUGCAGUUUCAAGCAAUAUCUUCCAAGCAAACCUGACAAAUUUGGCUUGAAGAUUUUUUGGUUGGUGGACACUAAAACAUUGUAUCCUCUAAAUGCCAUUCCGUAUCUCGGUCGCGAACGAUCCGGACCGGCACGAAAAAUAAACAUUGCAAAAGACAUUGUUUUGAAUUUGACCCGCCCCUAUUUCAAGACUAACAGAACGGUUGUGUUUGAAAACUUCUUCUCAAACCAUGACACACAAAGAAAGCUUCAAUCAAAUGGAUUGUACAGCGUCAGUACUGUUCGUAAGAACAAACGAUUUAUGCUCGACGAAUUGUUCAACAUGUUUACUGUUCAACGCAAAACAAACCGAUGGCCAAUGGCGUAUUUCAUGAAUUUGGUGAACGUUGCUGGUAUGGCAGCAUUUGUUUUAUGGCGUACAGCCAACAACAAGCUUGGCCAACCUGUGAAAGAAGAACGCAAAAAAUUUCUUACGUGUCUUUACAUUGAGCUUACAUAUCAACACAUUUCGCGACGUACCACGUCGAAUCUGUCGAUUUCUGAAAGGCAGUCAAUUAAUGAUAUAAUUGGAAAUGAUCCGCUUUCGGUAGAGCCAUCAACGUCGGAAGUCCAACCAAAAAGAAGACGUCGCUGCCAUAUUUGUCCACGUAAGAUAGAUCGAAAGUCCAAACAACAAUGUGGAAUUUGUCACAGAAAUGUUUGUAAGGAGCAUGCUUACGAAAUCAUUAGAUGCAAAAGUUGUCAUGUGCAGCCGAUCAUCAACGCUUCAGAUUCGGAAUGAAUUAGAUAAAUAAUAAGCCAUAAAUCCAUAGCAUGAUAAAGUUUUAUAUAGGUUUUGUAUCCACUGAAGUUCACUGGACUCCCACCUUUUUAUGAAGCUACAGGUUUUAACCUAUGUAAUUCAAUUCACGAAACUGUCGAUGCAUUGAUCAACAAGUACUCAUUAUCAGACUAUUGAAUUUCCCAAAUCUUUGUUCAUUUUCCGAAGGAAAUGUAUUAAAUAAAAUAACCAUUUUUACAUUCA
This is a messenger RNA of Contarinia nasturtii (swede midge), 1879 nucleotides long. Its product is annotated as piggyBac transposable element-derived protein 4-like. The record is from RefSeq and is a predicted model, not a curated record. The coding region runs from base 110 to 1636 and encodes 508 amino acids. NCBI's taxonomy places the organism in Eukaryota, Metazoa, Arthropoda, Insecta, Diptera, Cecidomyiidae. The transcript has 3 exons.